Molecule: messenger RNA, 701 nt
Organism: Rubroshorea leprosula
Lineage: Eukaryota; Viridiplantae; Streptophyta; Magnoliopsida; Malvales; Dipterocarpaceae
Source: the annotation of a GenBank genome assembly
AUUACCAUCAUCCUUCAUCUGCGCAAAACAACAAAUGACUCAUCCGUGUUUCACUUCCAAUCUUUGCUAUCAAAUUCUCGUUUUCAUCCAACUUGUUCCUUUCAUUAUCUGUGCUCCAUCCUUCUUUUCAACAUCUUCUGCUACCCUUCUCACCUCACCUCACAGCCUUUUACAUCUCACCUUGCUUCUUCCUUGUUUCCUUCUCACAUAUUAAUUAAUUUGAUUCGUUUUCUUCUUUGUUUCUUGUCUCGCUAUUUUUGUUUGGAAUCUGUAUAUGAAGAUUAUGGGUGAUUCUGUAAGUCUUUCUUGCUUUGCAAACAAAGUUUUUGACAAGGUUUUUGAUCCAAUUGUUGCCUACCUUGUCAUAAAUCCAAUCACUGCUCUGUACUUGUGGAAGCAAAAUGUUACGAAGCUAACGGCUAAACUGGGUGAGCUGGCCAUUAGGAAAAGGGACCUGCAGCACAGAGUUUAUGAAGCUCAGCAAAGGGGGGAGGAGAUUUUGGAGAAGGUCAAGCAGUGGAUGAGUGAAGCGGACAAGCACAUCAGUGGAAACGGAAAAGACGAAAUAGAUGAAUUAAAAGCAAAGGCCGAGCGAAAGUGUUGCUUUCGGUGGUGUCCUAAUCCCAAGGCUCUCUAUGAUCUUAGUGAGAAAGCUAAGGAGGGAUGAUUUUGUUGUCUUUGAAUCAAGAAAGAAGGUUUUG